AAAAAAGAUCAAAAUCCCUCACCGCCCCGGUCCCAGCAUGGGACGGGAGCCUUCCCCACAAUAUAAUUAGAAUCCCACGCCUUCUCACCGGAAGGCGUCCACGUUCCGGUGGCAGCGCGGGGGGCGAGCAUUGGGGGUUGGCGGGGCGGGAUGGUUUUCGUUUGGAUCACCGCCUUCUUCCUCCUGAUCGCCCUCAUCGUUCUUAUCAUCUACCAGCUCAUGUGCUUGGCAGACCUAGAGUUUGACUAUAUUAACCCUUACGAUUCAGCUUCACGGAUAAAUAAAGUGGUUCUACCAGAAUUUGCCCUACAAGGAGUCUUAUGUCUGCUCUUCCUCCUGUCUGGCCAUUGGUUAUUGUUUUUGUUUUGUGCUCCUAUCGUUUACUACAAUGUGAGACUGUAUCAGCAGCAGCAGCAUCUGGUGGAUGUGACCGAGAUAUUUAAUCAACUCGACACGGAAAAGAAACGUCGCCUUUUUAAGCUGAUCAGUGUUGUUGUAAUUCUCUUUUUAUCUUUAUUCUGGAUGAUUUGGAGCAUGCUGGAGGAUGAUGAGUAGUCCAUCGAAACCCAGUAUCUAUGGAGUGUUUUACUUGCAUGAAACAUUAAAUUGCCAAUUAACCGAUGUCAACCAAUGUCCUUAAUAGCUGCUGGAGCCACAUCAGGGCAUUUGCUGGUGAUCCGGCAACAAGCUCCUGGAAGUGUGCAUCGAACUCAAAUUGGGUUGUCAUGCUCUAUUUUGUUAUGCUUCCAUGUAAAUACAAGAUUCUUAUCUGUUUGAUUGUCCAUCAAUUUCACCUGAAUGGUUGUUAAAAAGGGUGACUACUUGUUUACAUUCACGAAGAUCUUUGUAGUUGUAUGAUACUUAAUAUUUAUGUUAUUGAUAAAAUUCUGAGUGUUGAUUUAGAGCUUUUCAA
This is a messenger RNA of Phoenix dactylifera (date palm), 913 nucleotides long. Lineage: Eukaryota; Viridiplantae; Streptophyta; Magnoliopsida; Arecales; Arecaceae. The record is from RefSeq and is a predicted model, not a curated record.